AUGCAACGCAAUCCUAACCUUUACUCAGGAGUAAAAACCAGAAAGUCGGCUCCAUUGAUUCCCUAUCCCCUUUCUACCACUCCCAAUGCUCCUCAACUACCCGUGCACAAUCAACACGUCCCGCAUUUGCGAAGAGAUCAACCUAUGCCUCCUACGAUAGGAUUCAGGUGGGACAUAAUAAAUGGUCCAAAUACUACCCCACCCUAUCCUGUAAUGGACAAUGUUGGAAUGAGAACUAACACUGCCGACUAUUCAUUCAAGCCAGUUAACGAGGGCUCAGCGGAGAUACGCAACUCGUAUAAACCAGACAACACAUCAUCGAAUAUCAACGAUAUUGACAGUUCGGUGUCACACACGACUCCUUCUUCACCCAAUGUCAAAUUAGCUGCUGACUCCCAGGAUCGAGAUAUAUUCACAUGUGAACAAAUCAAGGUAAAUGAAGCCAGACCGCAGCCUCCAUUGAGGGGAAAUAAAAUGCAUUUCGCUCGACGUGGUCACCCCUACCCUGUUGAAGCCUAUGCCAAAAUGAAAGUCCUACCAUGUGACCACUUGGGUGGGGAUGAUUGUACUAAACAUUAG
Molecule: messenger RNA, 579 nt
Organism: Rodentolepis nana
Lineage: Eukaryota; Metazoa; Platyhelminthes; Cestoda; Cyclophyllidea; Hymenolepididae
Source: the annotation of a GenBank genome assembly